GUGGGGUGGGGUGGGGUGGGGUGGGAGCAGGUCUAGGGGAUCUCCACGCGGGUGUGGGGCAGGUACAGGCACUAGGCAGCAGGCCCCACUUUUAAGCUUCCGGCAGGACCUGUUACGGAGAGAAGAUGCUUAGUAACCAGUAAGCUAGGAACCAAAAGCCCAGUUACCCCCAAGUGCCGCAAGGCCACGAGGCCUCGCAGCGUCAACUGCCCCGUUUAAGUCAUUUCAGUCUUCGGAGCACCAUCUUUUUAGAUCUGUGCAGUCGGACAAUCCAGUCCUCGCGACCAUCAUCAGAUCCACGGGUCAGGGACUUCCCCAGCCGGAAGGAGAUGACCCGCGCUGUCUGAGAGCAAGGACUAUGGUCUUCUCGCAUUCGGGCCCGCGCCCCAGCCUCGGGGCAUAACAUUCUCCCUCCAAACUUCACGGCGUGAAGCCUCCGCUGCGAGCGCGCAGAAGGCUCGGCCGGAAGGGGCGGGCACUGCGCCCGGCGAGUGCUUCGAGCCAUGGCUUCUCGUGGCGUCGUUGGCCUUUUCUUGCUCUCUGCUCUCCCUCUCUUGUGUCUGGAGCUCCGGCGCGGGAUCCCGAGUCUCGAAUCCACCGCGCCCGCCCCUCUUCCGGAGCCGCCUCCGUUUCGCGGGAAAAGGUCUCUUGAUCUCUGCCCAGGGUCCGCUUGGAAAGGGACCCGAGUGAGAAGCGCGGGGACCUAUAGGAACUGUUCCGCCUUAGAGAGUGUGAGAGCCGGAAAUGAAUACACUGAUAGCCUGAGUGCCUUCAAGGCAUGGAGACUGAGCCUUAAAAGCCAGGAGCCUGGAAUCCAAGUUCUAUGCAUUAUUAAUGCUCAUAAUAUUUAUUUACGAGCAGCGGAACACUAUGUGUUCCUGAAGCAGGAUGUUUCCUCUAUAAUGCUUUUCUAUCAGUUUGUUGUGGUAGUGACCACCAUGUCCAACUUUACCACCCUGGAAGACUUAGGAAACCAAUCAGGAGGCUUAAUUAAAAAGUGUUUCUUUGUUUUGGAUUCAGAAGGAAAAAGGGAGAAUGAGAAAAGACAGAGACUUGUGAGGGAGAGGCAACAAGAAGCCCAGGGUGAGAAGGCCAGCAGAUAUAUACAGAAUGUUUUAAAGCCUCAGCAAGAAAUGAAGUUGAAAAAACUGGAAGAGCGGUUUUAUCAGAUGACGGGGGAGACCUGGAAACUGACCACUGGCCACAGACUCGAGGGGUAUGAAGAUUCGGAGUUUGAAAACUCAAGUCAGGCGUCUUUUGAAACAAUAAACGGAGAGGCAGCAAGAAGACAGAACUUGCCUAGGAUUUCAACUGAAAUUUCAGCACCUGCCCAGCCGAGGAAGGAGGUUCCUGAUUUACCUGCAGAACCAUCAGAAACAGCUGAAGAGGUAGUCACCGUUGCCCUUCGAUGCCCCAAUGGACGUGUUUUGAGGAGAAGAUUUUUCAAGUGGUGGAAUUCACAGGUCUUACUUGACUGGAUGAUGAAAAUUGGGUACCACAGAUCCCUCUACAGGCUUUCCACUUCCUUUCCCAGAAGGCCUCUGGAAGUGGAGGGAGGCUUGUCACUGGAAGACAUAGGAAUAACUGUGGACACUGUACUUAACGUGGAAGAGAAAGAGCAGAGCAGCCAGUAAAGAGGUCAGAAGUACCUGUUGUCCUCAACAGGACGGUGUUCACACUCAAGCCACGCUGUAUCUUGAGCUAGCUCCUCUUGUCCACAGGUGUACCCACGCCCACACACUGUGGAUGAGGAUUGCUUUGCAUGUGAUGGUCUGUGACCUCUGUCAUCUUGUAAUGUGAAACGAGGUAAAAAGCACAUAGAGUAAGACAGAGACAUCUGAUGUAGGUCUCAGCUAGGCAUGGUGGGACAUGCCCUCAACUCCCACAAUUUCUGAGUUAGACCAUCCUCAAAAGAAACCAAACCCUAGCUCAUAGAAGAACUGAUUCCUGCUUGCAUCUACCUUACCAAAUAGUAUUUCAUAAUUCAGUUAAAAUCUAAGGAGGAAUGUAGAAUCUAUUGCAUUUCUAAAAAUUUAAAGAACUUCCAGAGCCAACUGAUCCUAUAUGAUUUUGACUUAGAUCUGGGGAUGAAGGUUUUGAUCUAUGAACUUUGGGCAACAUAUUAAAACUACAGCAAACAAGGC
This is a messenger RNA of Mastomys coucha (southern multimammate mouse), 2144 nucleotides long. RefSeq names its product UBX domain protein 8 (gene Ubxn8). The coding region runs from base 504 to 1634 and encodes 376 amino acids. The record is from RefSeq and is a predicted model, not a curated record. The transcript is spliced from 9 exons. Lineage: Eukaryota; Metazoa; Chordata; Mammalia; Rodentia; Muridae. Gene Ontology annotation, cellular component: endoplasmic reticulum; nucleus. Gene Ontology annotation, molecular function: ubiquitin binding.